This is a messenger RNA of Fusarium tjaetaba, 966 nucleotides long. Its product is annotated as tryptophanyl-tRNA synthetase. Gene Ontology annotation, biological process: mitochondrial tryptophanyl-tRNA aminoacylation. Gene Ontology annotation, molecular function: tryptophan-tRNA ligase activity; ATP binding. The transcript has 4 exons. Bases 1 to 966 code for a protein of 321 amino acids. The record is from RefSeq and is a predicted model, not a curated record. Gene Ontology annotation, cellular component: mitochondrion; mitochondrial matrix. Lineage: Eukaryota; Fungi; Ascomycota; Sordariomycetes; Hypocreales; Nectriaceae.
AUGUUAAAAUCAGCAAUCACAAAACCUCGAGUGAUUUUCUCGGGCAUUCAACCAACGGGCAUACCUCACCUCGGAAAUUAUGCCGGCGCACUUCGACAAUGGGUUAAGCUACAAGAAAAGCAUAAAGAAGACAAGCUCAUCUACUCUAUUGUAGAUCUCCACGCUAUAACGACACCUCAGCCGGCGGAUGUGCUAAGGAAGAGCAAGAGGGAGGCAUUGGCUGCCUUGUUGGCAAUUGGUACUGAUCCUGAGAAAGUUACUCUGUUCUAUCAGUCUUCUAGCAAACUCAACAUUAGUGACAAGUCGAACAUGAACGAUAAAGCAGCCAGUAACCUUAAGCUCGGCCUGUUUUCAUAUCCCGUUCUUCAAGCCGCCGAUAUUCUUGUGCACAGAGCAACUCAUGUUCCCGUUGGUGAAGAUCAGAGACAACAUCUCGAGUUCGCGCGAGAGUGCGUGACAAAUUUCAACGCAGCUUAUGGCAACCAUCUAGUAUCCCCCCAAACUACCACCUCUCCUGUGCAACGGGUGAUGUCUCUCCAGAACCCAACAGAGAAAAUGUCAAAGUCCAGCAAGUCACCGAAAUCACGAAUCAGCAUCAUCGACUCGCCUGAAGAGAUCAAGACCAAAAUCAAAGCUGCAACAACAGACUCCAUCCCGGGGAUAAAUUACAACAGAGAAGAACGACCAGGAAUCUCGAAUCUGCUUGAUAUCAUGGCCAUUUUCGAUCCAGAGGGGAGAAAGGCCCAAGAGCUUGGAGAGCAGUAUAGCGAUCUUUCACCCAAGCAGCUCAAGGACAUGGUCAGUGAUGCUGUUAUUGGUGGGUUAGAUGGUAUUCGUGAUCGGUAUACCGAGCUCCUGGAUAAGGGGGAUAAGUACCUCGAUUCGAUUGAGGCAAUUGGUGCUGAAAAGGCACGGAAGAGUGCUGAGGAAACCAUGCAGGUUGUCCGAGAGGCUGUUGGGCUAUAA